Nicotiana tabacum (common tobacco) is the source of this 2662-nucleotide messenger RNA. The record is from RefSeq and is a predicted model, not a curated record. Lineage: Eukaryota; Viridiplantae; Streptophyta; Magnoliopsida; Solanales; Solanaceae.
CCGAUAUACUAUCAGCUCAAGAAGAUGAAAAGAAGAGGAAAAGAAAGAAAGAAAUAAUAUAUCAGUACCAAAUCAAUAAAAUUAUAAACAUUAAGGAAAAAUGUACUAUGAAAAAACAUAGUACUAUAGUAAAAUUGUUGAUAUUUCUUAAUAAUGCAUCCAAUAGCCACCUGUUCUGAAUUUGUUGCUAUAUAAGUCCUCUCCCUUUAGUCUUUUUUUUAACAAACUCUAACUUUGCCUUUCAUUCUUUCAUUCUUUGUAACCAUAUAUUAAGUGAAAGAGAAAACAAAGUGCAGAGGAAAAACAUCUCUAAAUAUUUUUUACGUUCAUUUGUGCAAUUUUCACAAGAUUUUGAGUCUCGCGUGUCUGCCAUUUCACCACCAAGGCAUCUUAGAAAGAUACAAUCCUCCGCCUCAGGGCGUUAAAAAGAGCAUUUGCAUAGUUUACGAGUUCUUUUUAAAGCCGACGUGACUUAAAAAAGAGAUUAGCCGGCGAAAAAUUACACUGUAUAUAUCGUGAACGUUGGCUCAACAUGGAGCCGGCGAAUCUCAAUGGUUUGAGAGGGAGUAGUAUGAGAGGGAGUUUAAGGGCAAGUACAAGCAACUCAAUAUGGAGAAACAAUGGAGUUGAAGUAUUUUCACGUUCAGCUCGAGAUGAAGAUGAUGAAGAAGCUCUAAAAUGGGCUGCAUUAGAAAAAUUGCCAACUUUUGAUCGUCUGAGAAAAGGUUUAUUGUUUGGAUCAAAAGGUGGUGUAGCUGCUGAAGUUGAUAUAAAUGAUCUCGGAAUUCAAGAAAGAAAGACUUUACUUGAAAGACUUGUUAAAGUUGCUGAUGAAGAUAAUGAGAAGUUCUUGUUGAAACUCAAGAAAAGAAUUGAUAGAGUUGGGAUUGAUUUGCCAUCAAUAGAAGUGAGAUAUGAGCAUGUAAAUAUUGAGGCAGAUGCAUAUGUUGGAAGCAGGGCUUUGCCUACUUUUAUCAACUUCAUGACCAAUUUUGUUGAGGCAUUCUUGAAUUCUCUUCACAUCCUACGUAGUAAAAAAAGGCAAAUUACAAUUCUCAAAGAUGUAAGUGGUAUGAUUAAACCAUGUAGAAUGACACUGCUUUUGGGACCUCCAAGCUCUGGAAAGACUACUUUGUUAUUAGCUUUGGCUGGAAAACUUGAUUCUGCUCUAAAGGUUACUGGGAAAGUGACUUAUAAUGGACAUGAAUUACAUGAAUUUGUGCCACAAAGAACAGCUGUUUAUAUUAGCCAACAUGAUUUACAUAUUGGAGAAAUGACUGUGAGAGAAACUUUGGAAUUCUCUGCUAGAUGUCAAGGAGUUGGCUCCAGAUAUGAGAUGUUGGCUGAAUUGUCAAGAAGAGAGAAAACAGCUAAUAUCAAACCAGAUCCUGAUAUUGAUGUUUACAUGAAGGCUUCAGCAACAGAAGGACAGGAAGCCAACGUUGUUACAGAUUAUGUUCUUAAGAUUUUGGGACUGGAUAUCUGUGCUGAUACUAUGGUGGGAGAUGAAAUGAUAAGGGGUAUAUCAGGAGGACAAAAGAAACGUGUAACGACAGGCGAAAUGCUUGUUGGACCAGCAAAGGCACUUUUCAUGGAUGAAAUUUCAACUGGAUUGGACAGUUCAACUACUUUCUCUAUUGUCAAUUUUCUAAGACAAUCGGUGCAACUCUUGAAGGGAACUGCUGUGAUAUCUCUGUUACAACCAGCUCCCGAGACAUACAACUUGUUUGAUGACAUAAUUUUGUUAUCGGAUGGCUACAUUGUUUAUCAGGGCCCUCGAGAAGCCGUUCUUGAUUUCUUUGAAUCCAUGGGAUUCAAAUGCCCUGAAAGAAAAGGUGUGGCGGAUUUCUUGCAAGAGGUAACAUCAAAGAAGGAUCAACAGCAAUAUUGGGCCAAGAAGGAUGAGCCUUACAGGUUUAUCGCUUCAAAAGAAUUUGCCGAGGCAUAUCAGUCUUUCCAUGUUGGAAGGAAACUUGGCGAUGAGCUUGCAAUUCCAUAUGACAAGAGCAAAAUCCACCCUGCUGCUUUGUCUACUCAGAAAUAUGGUAUAGGGACAAAACAACUGUUGAAGGUCUGCGCUGAACGAGAAUAUCUACUAAUGAAGAGGAACUCAUUCGUUUACAUCUUCAAGCUCAGUCAGCUCGCGAUAAUGGCACUUAUAACAAUGACUGUCUUUUUCCGAACCAAGAUGCCUCGAGAUGAUAUGGAUGAUGGAGGGAUAUAUGCUGGUGCUCUCUUUUUCGUGGUCGUUAUGAUUAUGUUUAAUGGAAUGGCUGAGAUCGCUUUGACAAUUUUCAAGCUUCCGGUCUACUUCAAGCAUAGGGAUCUUCUCUUUUUCCGUUCAUGGGCUUAUACCCUUCCCACAUGGAUUCUCAAAAUCCCUGUAACAUUUGUAGAAGUUGGUCUUUGGACGUUCCUUACAUAUUAUGUCAUGGGAUUUGAUCCAAAUGUUUCAAGAUUGUUCAAACAAUUCUUGCUUCUCAUACUAGAACACCAGAUGGCAUCAGCAUUGUUCAGAUUCAUUGGAGCAGUUGGGAGAACAAUGGGAGUUGCUAGCACAUUUGGAGCAUUUGCUCUUCUUUUACAAUUUGCAUUGGGUGGUUUUAUCCUUGCAAGAGAGGAUGUGAAGAAAUGGUGGAUUUGGGGUUACUGGACCUCACCA